AUGGAUAACUCUAGUAGCGACCAGGCCACUCGCCAGGCAACCCCCCCGAAACCCUUGCGAAAGGACCAGGCAGGCCUAUGGCGAUUCGAUGGCUCACUCGAAGAGCACGACGUGGCCUCCUCUUCAGUUACUAAGGUUCGUCGCCUCAUAGAGGUGGAAAACGAGUAUGUCGGCAACCUAAGAGAGGUCGACCUCGAAUCAUUCAAUGCCAGUAGAGAUCGCCGAGACGGCAAGACCCAUGCAGGGAACAUCGAGUAUUCACAAGGCAGCCCGACAAGUGUUUAUGAUUAUUUUUCAGAUACGGCAGUACUAUACAUGGUGUUCACUACCCCGGCCGCAACUUCGGAAGGCUCUGUCUACCCUAAAUAUAUUUAUAACGUCCACGAUGUUCCCAACGAGUACUCCGAGGUGGCGAUGGAGGGUACCAUAAAACAUAUCACCGAACACGUCGCCCGUGAUGCACUCGAUACUGCCCGGGAACGAGACCUCUAUAUCCACGGGAUCCAUAACAUCAUGACUGAGUGGAUGACCACUGAUGGUCCGAGUUCGCAAGGAAAUGACUAG
This is a messenger RNA of Truncatella angustata, 564 nucleotides long. RefSeq lists its product as uncharacterized. The transcript has 2 exons. The record is from RefSeq and is a predicted model, not a curated record. NCBI's taxonomy places the organism in Eukaryota, Fungi, Ascomycota, Sordariomycetes, Amphisphaeriales, Sporocadaceae. The coding region runs from base 1 to 564 and encodes 187 amino acids.